Molecule: messenger RNA, 696 nt
Organism: Biomphalaria glabrata
Lineage: Eukaryota; Metazoa; Mollusca; Gastropoda; Planorbidae
Product: endoglucanase A-like
Exons: 2
Source: RefSeq, a predicted model, not a curated record
CCAACAUCUGAACUGACACCAACAUCAGCUCCAACACCAACAUCAGUACCAACACCAACCUCUGAACUGACACCAACAUCAGCACCAUCUUCUGUGCCAACACAAACAUCAGUACCAACACCUACAUCUGUUCCAACCCCAACAUCUGAACUUACACCAACAUCAGCUCCUACACCAACCUCUGAACUUACACCAACAUCAGUGCCAACACCAACAUCUGAACUGACACCAACAUCAGCUCCAACACCAACAUCAGCUCCAACUUCUGUGCCAACACAAACAUCAGUACCAACACCUACAUCUGUUCCAACCCCAACAUCUGAACUGACAUCAACAUCAAUUCCAACACCAACAUCUAUUCCUCCUGGAACAUAUACCACAACAACAACCACAACUCCUGAACCUCCACCAACAUCUUUACCUACACCAAUCUCUAUUACAACUCCAACAUCAGUACCAACACCCACAUCUGAACUGACACCAACAUCAGCUCCAACACCAACAUCAGUCCCAACACCAACCUCUGAACUUACACCAACAUCAGCUCCAACUCCAACAUCUGAACUGACACCAACAUCAGCUCCAACACCAACAUCACAACAUCAGCUCCAACACCAACAACAGCUCCAACUUCUGUGCCAACACAAACAUCAGUACCAACACCUACAUCAGUUCCAACCCCAACAUCUGAACUGA